AAGGUUCCUACCUUUGCAAUCAACUGCCCUCCUCCACCCCAACGCCCAGGCCCUGGGGUGUAGCAGCUCCCCCAGCCUGGAGGCAAUAAAUCCCCCAGGGCUAGAGGCCUGCUGGGCUAUGGAACGGGGGUGUUACUAUCCCUUUAAGCAACUCCUUUACUUUGCAUUUCUCCCCCCCACGCCCCCCCUCCUCUACUGUUGUCUUCUCCUCCCUCAGGGUCCUAGGGGCUGACUCAUUCCGCUCCAGCAGGGAGUGGGGAACAGCAGCUCCAGCAGCAGCAAAAGAGAGGCAGAAGCCAGAGAGCAGCCCCCUGUCCCUCCCCUGCAAAGAUGGAGGAGCCCGAAGCGAGCAUUGUGGUGAAGCUGGAGGGUGACUCGGAGGAAGAGGAGGAGAAAGAAGAGGCUGCCGUCUAUGCCAAGUGCGGCCGGCGCUACAAGUGCCUGCCGUGCGGCAAGACCUUCCCCAGCGUACCCCGGGUGCUCCGCCAUGCCAAGUGCCACGCUGGGGGGGGCGCUGCCACGGCCAAGCACACCUGCCCCAGCUGCGCCAAGGAGUUCCCCGACCGCGCACAGCUGCACAAGCACCAGCUGAGCCACUCGGCUGAGCGCCCCUUCCAGUGCCUGCAGUGCUCCAAGGCCUACAAGACGGCGCCGGAACUGCGCAGCCACGGACGCAGCCACACGGGCGAGAAGCCCUUCAUCUGCCAGGAGUGCGGCAAGGCCUUCAUGCAGCCAGUGUGCCUGCGCGUCCACAUGGCCCGGCACACCGGCGACCUGCCCUUCCGCUGCUCCCACUGCGCCAAGGGCUACGGCACGCUCUCCAAGCUGAAGAUCCACCAGCGGGCGCACACGGGCGAAAAGCCCUACACCUGCGGCGAAUGCGGCAAAGCCUUCGCCGACCCCUCGGUCUUCCGCAAGCACCGACGCAUCCAUGCCGGCCUGCGCCCCUACCAGUGCAGCGCCUGCCAGAAGACCUACGCCGAGCUGAAGGACCUGAAGAACCACGAGCGCAGCCACACCGGAGAGAAGCCCUUCCUGUGCUCCGACUGUGGCAAAGCCUUCUCCCGCUCCUCCUCGCUCACCUGCCACCAGCGCAUCCACGCGGAGCAGAAACCCUACUGCUGCGGCCAGUGCGGCAAAGGCUUCACCCAGCUCUCGUCCUACCAGAGCCACCAGCGCACCCACUCUGGGGAGAAGCCAUUCCUCUGCCCGCAGUGCGGCCGCAUGUUCUCGGAUCCCUCCAGCUUCCGGCGCCACCAGCGGGCCCACCAGGGCGUCAAACCGUACCAGUGUGACAAGUGCAGCAAAGCUUUUCGCCAGCCGGCUGACCUGGCCAUGCAUCAGCGGAUCCACACCGGCGAGCGGCCCUACAAGUGCCUGCAGUGCGACAAGACCUUUGUGGCCUCCUGGGAUCUCAAGCGGCACCAGCUGGUGCACUCGGGCGAGCGGCCGUUCCAGUGCGGGGAGUGUGGGAAGAGCUUCGCCGAGCGGGCCAGCCUCACCAAGCACUACCGGGUGCACUCGGGCGAGCGGCCCUUCAAGUGUGGCCGCUGCGGCAAGACCUUUGUGGUCUCCUCCAGCCUCCGCAAGCACGAGCGGACCCACGGCGAGCGGCGGGGCGGGGAGGAGGAGGAGGAGGAGGAAGAAGCAGGAGCCACGGCCCGGCACAUCUGCCGGCUCUGCGGGGCCGCCUUCAGCGAGGCUGCGGCGUUGCGGCGCCACCAGCGAGGGGAGCACCCGGAGGUGUCCCCUGGGGCGCUCACCUGUGCUGAAUGCGGGGAGACCUUCUCCUCACCCUACGACCUGCGCAAGCAUGAGCGGCUCCACCCCGGCCUGCGCCCCUUCCCCUGCCCCGAGUGCGGCAAGGGCUUCUCCGACCGCGCCGGCCUGCGCAAGCACGAACGCAUCCACUCCGGGGUGCGGCCCCACGGCUGCCACCGCUGCGGCAAGGCCUUCCUCGGCGCCGCCGACCUCCGCAAGCACCUCCGCACCCACGGCCCCGCCCCCGGCCCCCCCCUUGACGAGGCCGCCCAGCCCCCCAACGGGCCUGACGGCUGCCUGCCAGAAGGACUGAGCCAGUCCUCCUGAGCCCCUCCCCCCUCCGGAGGGUGUGGCUCUUCGGUAACCCCCCUGCAGGUGGGUACAGCCGCUGAUCCCCUUGGGCUCCUUGCCCUCCUCAGCCAUUGUGGGGAUGUGGUCUGUGCUCCCAGGUACCACCCCUCUGGAAGAUUAUGGCUAUAUGCCCCCCCAGGACUCCGCCCCCUCCCAAGUCCCUAGAGGAUAUGGCUCUGAGCCCCUAAGCCCCACUCUCUCAAGGCCCAUAGCUGUCUGCUCCCCGAGAGCUCCUCCUCCUUUUGGGCCCAUGGGGGCGUGGCUCUGUGCUCACAGGCUCCUCCCCUUCACUCUCAGGGCGUGGCUAUCUGCCACUCCCGCCGGGGGGGGGUGUGACUGUCUCAUCCCCCGGGCCUCUCCAUCUCCUCAGCCCCCAGGGGGAGGUUGCUUAUUGUUCCCCAAGGGAGGUGGGCCACCGCCUCCUUUUGUACCUCUGCUCCUUUUAGGGAGGGGUAGGAGGCUGGGGAGAUUGUGAAAGGAGGGCAGCACAUGGUUCAAUGCCCCUCCCUCUCCAGGGGGCGUGGCUGUACUGACUCCUCCCUUCCCCAGGGGGUGUGGCUCUCUACUCUCAGGCCCCGCCCCAUCAGGCAUGGCUGACUGGUGAUGCACUGUCCACGUGCCUAGAAACCUGUGGGGGCGAGGGGUCCGCGCUGCCCUCUGCUGGAGAGAAUUGGAGCGAUCCGUGAGAGCAAUGGGUUGAUUGGCUGCUGGGCGUGGCGUGCGGGCGCAGGGGAGCUGGAAGGGUUUCUCGGGCCGAGAGGGUUGAACUGCUGUUCAGGGAAGCUCAUGGUAACCACCGGCAAAAGCUUCUUUGUAAAUCGGCCUCGUGCCGGUAUGAAAAGAAUGAAAUAAAUCCCUCUUUUUGUAACCUGG
Molecule: messenger RNA, 2985 nt
Organism: Gopherus evgoodei (Goodes thornscrub tortoise)
Lineage: Eukaryota; Metazoa; Chordata; Testudines; Testudinidae
Gene: ZNF668
Product: zinc finger protein 668
Exons: 2
Coding region: 331-2088 (585 amino acids)
Source: RefSeq, a predicted model, not a curated record